This is a messenger RNA of Oryzias melastigma (Indian medaka), 3291 nucleotides long. RefSeq names its product chemokine (C motif) receptor 1a, duplicate 1 (gene xcr1a.1). Gene Ontology annotation, molecular function: chemokine receptor activity. The transcript has 2 exons. Gene Ontology annotation, cellular component: membrane. Lineage: Eukaryota; Metazoa; Chordata; Actinopteri; Beloniformes; Adrianichthyidae. Gene Ontology annotation, biological process: G protein-coupled receptor signaling pathway; immune response; chemotaxis. Bases 811 to 1869 code for a protein of 352 amino acids. The record is from RefSeq and is a predicted model, not a curated record.
UCCUUAUGCAGGCUGAUCCACAGUCGAGGCCCUUAGUGUUGAAAUGUAACCUCACCAUGGGUUUCUGUUCAGACCUUUGGGACCACCAGCAGACCUGCACCUGGGGACCUGCAGCGGACUUACCAUUAGGGAUAGGCAGGCAAUUGCCUAGUUUCCCCAACUCUCUGGGGCCCAGAGCAAAACACUUAAUAAUAGUGUCUAAAUUUAUUUUUAAAAUACCCCAAUGAACUGAAACUGACGAUGUGAAAGUGUAUUGUCCUCCCCCGUUCCUCUGCAGGAAUGGAAUAUUCCAUUAAAACGCAAGUUAGAGGGCAGAGAAUUCAGUUUUGAACGUUUUUAAUUCUGACUUUGCUUGUAAAAAUCCUUUUAGGAUCGGUUCAGCAUCUUUUAGUUCUUUAUUGAAAAACAUUUCAAUCAAUCAGGUGUGGUCAGGGGAGCCAGGUGAAGCAGUGCCUAUCCUGCUGUCAUGAGAUGCAUAGCCUACUAUUAAUAAUAUAAAUAUGUGUCCACUCAUCUCAAAAUUGCUGUAUUUUGUGUAUUUCCUGUUCAAUUUCAGGUCUGCCUUGUAGCAAUUUUUAAAUGAUUUCAGUGGUAGAAAAUGUUGCCCCAAAUGGGUUUGUCUGCAGUUUCUGUGUUCGCCCGCAUUGUUUUAAGUGAUUUACUCUCAAACACAGACAUGCACACACACACACAUCAUUCUCACCCUGUAACAUCUUCCUACACACCUACAGAAUAAAAAGAGGAAACAGGUGUAUAACCACUGCAUAAAACAAACACUCAAUUCCUAGUUUCCCCACGAGUUCAACAAAAAUGUUUCCUCUUGCAUCAGCCGAGGUCUCUGACACAACGGAUCUCCUUCUAAAUUCAUCAUUAAAUUUUUCCUACGGCAACGACUAUGAAGAUGAAAUCUGUGAAAAAGACGAUGUGGUCAAGUUUGGAUCACUUGUCACUCCUGUUUUCUUCUCUGUUGUGAUCGCACUGAGUGUCACAGGAAACAUCCUUGUCCUGGUGAUCCUGGCGUUGUAUGAAAGCCUUAAAUCAUUAACCAACAUCUUCAUCCUCAACUUGGCGAUCUCUGACCUGGUUUUCACCGUGGGUCUUCCCUUCUGGGUCUACUACCACGUCAGGGGGUGGCUGCUCCCAGAGAUUCUCUGCAAGAUUGUGAAUUUUGUUUUUUAUACUGGAUUUUACAGCAGCAUCCUGUGCCUGACCUCCAUGACCAUUUACAGGUACAUGGUCGUGGUGUGUCCGCUCACUGACCGAUGCCGACCAAAACUCAGCACUGGGAUUUUCCUCUCUUUUCUCAUGUGGACCAUCAGCAUAGCAGGAGCCAUGCCCUCCCUGCUCCAGACCUCCAUCACUGAAAUCCACCUCACAGAUGGACACUCUGCGGGCUGUGAAUACAGCUCUGAAUGGUGGAAGAACGCGUCCACCUACCAGCAAAACCUCUUCUUCGUGUUCGCCUUCGCAGUGAUGGCCUUCUGCUACAUUCAGAUCCUACAGAAAAUCAGAAGGACCAGAUCUCGCACGAAGAGCCGAGCGGUCAGGUUGGUCUUCUGCAUCGUGACGGUGUUCUUCGUGGGCUGGGUGCCCUACAACGUGGUCAUCUUUUUGAGGGUUUUGGUUCCUACACUGCCCAAAAUAUCAGAAGAUUGUGACCAAAGCAAAGAGCUGGACUACGCUUUCUACGUGUGCCGGCUCGUCGCCUUCUCUCACUGCUGCCUCAACCCCGUCUUGUAUGUGUUUGUUGGGGUCAAAUUUCGGAGCCAUUUAAAGUCGAUACUGCAGAAAGGCUUCAAGAGGGAAAGUCCGGUCGAAGAACAACAAGUUAAAACCCAAAACUUCAUCUCACAAGGCUCCAUGUACUGAACGGGAACUCCUUCUGUCGUCUCUUCCUGACUUCUCUGACAGUAAACUCUGUAUUCUCGUGUGAACAGAAACUACUUCUUAUCAAAUCCUUUUUUAACAAACUGUUUUUGAUAUUAAUGGAAGAAACUUUCUGUAUUUAUUGUAUUUAUAACAGUUUUGUAAAUGUAUUGGUAUGAAACAUUUUAAAAAAACAUUUAAAUUUGCAUUUAAAUCAAAACAAUCUGUUGAAAUUAAAGUGUAUAAAGAUAAAUUAUAUUAACUCUAGUUUCCGCUCUAAGAAAUGAAAACAUAAUUUAGUGAUUUAAAGACUGAACUUUGCUAAAGCAUUUAUUGUAAAUUACAUCUGAACUGACUUUGUACAUAAAAAUGUCUACAUUCAAAUGACCUGAAUCUUAUGAUGAGGUUAUUCAUAGUUUCCUGUUAUAUAAAAACAGGAAAUGAACUGAUUACGAGACACAGGCAACAGAAAAUCUUUUAUGAACACUUUAUUUUUGAUUUUUCUGAUAAAACUCCAUGAUAAUUAAAGUAUUUUAUCUAUUAUGAAGCUGAGAUGAAAUCAGAUUUAAAAUGAUAGUUGCUAGAGCUGGCGAAACAACCAAAAAAAGUAAAAUCUCUGAUAUUUUUUUAAAUUCCAAAUUCGAUUUUCAAUUUUGUUCUAUUUUUUUCCCUGCUUUUACUUUCUUAAAGAAAUUCAAAUGACAGGAUAUUUUUAAGAAAAACACAUUUUCUUUUGAAAUUGGCUUGAAAACAAAGUGUAACAAAAUAAAAAAAAAUGUGAAAAUGUUUGUAGAACAGAGCAGAAGGCGUUUUGUGAGUAACCACUAGUUGAGGUCUGAUAAAGAGGAACACUGCACGCGCUCAGCAGACACAUUCUGGUAGCAACAGCUCUGAAAUGGAUUUUGCUGGGUGUGGUUUCAUGUUCUAAGUUUUAAGUCUCAACACCAAUGACCAAAAUUACAUUUUUGACCCAUCAGUCAAGUUUGACCAGUAGAUUAAAAAAAAAAAUCUACCGGCCAGAUUAUAACAUUAUUUUACAAAGAAAAACCAUCUGUGUUUUUUUUUUUUUUUUUUUUUUUUAAAUAAAUGAUUUCAUGUUAAAUUCAGAGAGGAAGUCCCAAUUAAAAUGUAAGAUAAAAACUUUCUUUUUUUUAAGGAACUACUGUAUUGAUUUCUAAUCAGUCUUUGCUCUCUUCUUUUGGCGUUAAUAAAGUGUUUUAGUUUCUAUCACCAAUGAGUUGUUUCUGUUUUCAUGCUGAAACCCCCCCCCCAUGAGAAGAGGGGUUUCUGUCAGUCAGCUGUAUUCUAACCCAGAUGAAGAAAAUGACUUUUUUUAGAAAAUAAAAUUACAUAAAAGUAAUUUAUUUAUGGUAUGAAAACAUUUUUGGCAUCAUCUUAACUCUAAAUUCGAACCAAAUAACAAUG